UAGUGUUUACCUCUCACUGCCAUGCUUCCAGCCACUCACUGAAUAUACUAGUGUGGAUAUUCUGGCAGUGGUUUAUUUACUUCCCUAACAGGACAGGCAGGUUUGAACAGAGUGCUGGAUGUUGUCAAAGAAAGACUGAAAACAAAGCUGAGAAGUCGGUUUGUGAACCAGAGACUCAGUUUAGCUGCUGGCAUGAUUUCACUUUCAUUUUGGAAAUUUGAACAUGUGGAGGAGAAAUUUGACCACCAUGGGAAACAGAAGAGUAAGACGAUAUACAGCAGAUACUUCAGGAACAGUUUAGGUCUAUUACAGUAGAAGUACAGGACCCACAGGAGGAAUUAAAAGCAAAAAAAGCCACUAUAAUACUCUCAUUACUGAGAUUAGAAUCUUAUUUUUCCAAUACCUCAAUGUCCUUGUACAUUUUUGACUCAUUCUUCAUUAGCAUGGAUGAUACCAACAUCCACACAUUCUUAGAGAGAUGUUCUGCUGUUCUUCUGAGACGUUUUUAGCGUUCAAGCACCAACAGUGCAAGGAAACUCUUGGAAUGCAUGGGUUUUUUAUUGUUUUUAAUUCUUCAUCUGCUUUUCAAAUCGGACUUUUGAAGGUCUAAAAAUGUCUCCAUAGCACUACCUGGAAAAUUUCAAACAGGAACUACGGCCAGUGAGUGUCACCUACAGCUAUGAACUUUGGUAGGCACAUGUAGCAUGUCAAGACGCACAAAAAAAUCUAUGGCAACCAUGCCGAAAACACAACAGGAAGUCGGCCAAGUUGAAUUCUGUGUCAUAUUUUGGACGAUUUUGGACCAAUUUUUGCACAUUUUCAUAAUCUAUAAACUCAAACCGGGUAAUCCUAACAUAUCUCAAAUUUGGCUAGGAUGUACACCAGACAUGAGUGAUCAAAAGUUAUCAAAAUGCUCUGGAAAAGUCAGAGGGUGUGGAAAUGUCGGCUCCUGGAAUUUUGACGUUUCGCCGUGAAACAGGAAGUGCUGUCGAACUCUCCUGAACAUGCUCCAAUCUGCCUCAAACUUCACAUGUGUGAUCAGAGUCUGGCCCUGAUGACAUCCAUAGGUUGAAAUACACUCAGUCGCAUCACCAUCUGCUGGACAUGCUUGAUGUCGCUGACCAGCAAGGAUCCGAGCCGAGUGCAGCAUCAGUCAGAGAGUGGGAUCAGACGUCAGCGUGAUGCCGAGGAGCCCGACUACGAGUCUGCAGCCGUUUCCAAAAACCUGGGUGUCCUACUUAGAGAGCAGGAAAGCAUCCGCCGUUUAAAGAAGUGUGACUCUGGGGGUCACCACAGAGCGACAGAUGUUCUCCUCAGGGCUCUGGUAGAGGCAGAAAUCGAUGGCGUUGCUGUAGCCAAUCAGCUGACAGCCCUGAGGGAAACUAUGGACAGCCUCUCCAAGGACAAACGUCUGUCUAAACUCCACGCCGCCUCUCUGGGACGUCAGCGGGAGUUGCUGCUGGAGAAGAUCGAGAUGUUCGACAGCACCAACCACAGCCUUCGAGAGCUGCUCAGAGAGUGGAGCGAACAGGAGAGAGAACGGCUGGUGUGGCUGGAGCAGAAAGACGCCUUAAAGAAGAGGCUGGCAGACUGUGAAGCAGAGAACGUCAGACUUUUGGCCAAACUCACCAACAAGGAGAAAGAGGCCUUAAAGCUCACCGAGCAUUUGGACUUUGAAAAGGACAACGCCAGGACGACGGAGGAGCUUUCGAGGAUCCUGCAGUCCACCAGAAACCAUCUGGAGUCUCAGCUGGAGCGAGCCGAGGCUGAAAAGGCCCUUCUGGCCGCUCAGAUUCAGAAGAUGCAGCAGAACCACGAGCAGCAGCAGGAGGAGCUCCAGGUUCUGCAGGAGGAGCUCCAGGUUCUACAGGAGGAGCUCCAGGUUCUGAGGCAGCAGCAGCAGGAGGACGAGGAGCAGAAACAGGACCAGGAAACUCUGGUUCUUCUUAGCCAGCAGGCCGAGAGAGCCGAGGAGUCCAACAGGAAGCUCUCAGAGAAGCUGCAGGAGAAGGAGUCGCAGCUGUCUCAGGCUCUGUCCACAUCCAGCGACUGGUGUCUCCGUCACUCCAAAGAAGCAGCUGCUAGAGGACAGCUGGAGGAAGAAAUCUCUGCUCUCAGGCUACAGGUGACUGAGCUGAACUCUCAGCUUCAUUCAGCGGAGGAGAAGAGUCGGCUGGAGAGGGAGGAGCUCAGGGAUCAGCUUCAUCAUUUCAGUGCUGAAAACGCCUCCACCAAGCUGGACAACCAGAAACUGAAGGGCAAUGUGACGUCCUGCGAGGAGAAACUCAGGGGACUCCACUCUGAAGCUCGACAGCUGAAAUCAUCCAUCAAAAAGUAUGAAAACCUGGUGGAGAAAUACAAGAAGAAGGUCCAGCAGGCUCGUACUGAAUCCGAGGAGUCCUGCCUGAAGCUGGAAGUGGCCCAGAAGGAGGCCCGGGAGCUGAAGGGGAGCCUGGAGAGGGAGAAGGAGCAGCUGAGGAGGGAGCUGCUGGGUCGGAUCAGAGAGCUGGAGGCGCUGCCAGACCGACUGAGGAGAAGCGAGCAGCAGCUGAGAGACGCCCAGCAGGAGGCGGACGGACACCAGAGGAGGAACCUGGAGAGCAGCGCUGCUCUGUCUGAAGUCAGGCACAAGGUGGAACAACAGGGAGCUCAGCUGGAGACGUUCCAGCAGAGGAACCUGCUGCUGCUGGAGGAAAACAAUGUCCUCAAGGAGAAAAUCCACAACUUAGAGAGGAGGCUGGAGGACCUGAAGGCAGAAAACAAAGAGAUGGUUCAGACUCUGAGUCUGAAGGAAGCCGACGUUCGAAACGUUCAGCAGCAGCUGGAGGAAAAGACUCGAGAGUGCAGCGUGGUGUCCAGACAGCUGCACCAGGCGCUGGACGACGCUCAGAGACAGGUGGACAGCAGCAUGCAGAGGGUUCUGGUCAAGGAGAAGGCGUCCCAGUCGAAGGCGCUGGACCUGCAGAGUCAGCUGAGCCGAGCCAGAACAGAACUGAGUCAAGUGCAGCGAAGCAAAGAGGAGAUGGAGCGUCGUUUCCAGAAUCAGCUGCAGAACAUGAAGGAACGUCUGGAACAAUCCGACUCCACCAACCGCAGCCUGCAGAACUACGUCCACUUCCUGAAAACCUCCUACGGAAACGUGUUCGGAGAGUCUUUACUGGCUAGCUGAUGGCGAAACUCUCCAACCUUUCAUUCUCCGAUCGAUUAUCCGCCCCCAGAUUACUUUUACUCAACGAUUCAAGGUUCUUUAUUGUCAUGUCGGCACAAAAUUAACAAGUCAAUAAAAUAAAUACAUAAAAAUAAGGGCAGUUACAAGCAAUAUAAACAAAAUACACAAGUGUUUACUAGUGGUAAACAGAUAAAUAAGUGUGCUAUGAGGUGUUAAACAUCUGCUUUUAUCCUGAGAGUUUUGAUGUCCAUGGGAUUAAUAAAACUUUAAAAAACUAAUUAAAUAUUUACAUUUUGAUCACCGGAACUUUAUUUAUAUUCUUCAGUUCUCAAUGCUGAUAGUUUUUGUUACUCAAAGUCUUCCAUCAUUCAUCACUCAGAAUGGACCUUUUGCACUGCUGAAGUAAAGCCAAUGAGUCUGUGUUCUCAUAUUUGACUGAAAUCUGUGUAUUUCUCUUUUAUUUUUGACCAUUUGAUGAACAAAAAUGUCUCUUGUGGUUGUUUAAAUAAAGUCAUUUGUAACAAAACUGGUUAGAA
Amphiprion ocellaris (clown anemonefish) is the source of this 3705-nucleotide messenger RNA. Its product is annotated as outer dense fiber protein 2-like. The transcript has 16 exons. Lineage: Eukaryota; Metazoa; Chordata; Actinopteri; Pomacentridae. Gene Ontology annotation, cellular component: centrosome. The record is from RefSeq and is a predicted model, not a curated record. Bases 1112 to 3169 code for a protein of 685 amino acids. Gene Ontology annotation, biological process: regulation of cilium assembly.